Molecule: messenger RNA, 1025 nt
Organism: Merops nubicus (carmine bee-eater)
Lineage: Eukaryota; Metazoa; Chordata; Aves; Coraciiformes; Meropidae
Product: tubulin beta-5 chain
Exons: 4
Coding region: 156-1025 (289 amino acids)
Biological process (GO): mitotic cell cycle; microtubule cytoskeleton organization
Cellular component (GO): cytoplasm; microtubule
Molecular function (GO): GTPase activity; GTP binding; structural constituent of cytoskeleton
Source: RefSeq, a predicted model, not a curated record
GGGAAGUGAUAAGUGAUGAGCAUGGCAUUGACCCAGCCGGAGGCUAUGUCGGUGACUCAGCGCUGCAGCUGGAGAGGAUCAAUGUCUACUACAAUGAAUCAUCCUCCCAGAAGUUCGUGCCCAGAGCAGUCCUGGUGGACCUGGAGCCAGGAACCAUGGACAGUGUGAGGUCUGGUCCUUUUGGUCAGCUCUUUCGGCCUGAUAAUUUCAUCUUUGGACAAACUGGUGCAGGAAACAACUGGGCUAAAGGACACUAUACGGAAGGAGCAGAGCUGGUUGACUCGGUCCUUGACGUGGUGAGGAAGGAGUGUGAACACUGCGACUGCCUGCAGGGCUUUCAGCUCACGCACUCCCUGGGAGGAGGGACGGGCUCUGGCAUGGGCACCCUCCUCAUCAGCAAGAUCCGGGAGGAGUACCCGGACAGGAUCAUGAACACCUUCAGCGUCAUGCCCUCCCCCAAGGUGUCGGACACGGUGGUGGAGCCCUACAACGCCACGCUCUCCGUGCACCAGCUGGUGGAGAACACGGACGAGACCUACUGCAUCGACAACGAGGCGCUCUACGACAUCUGCUUCCGCACCCUCAAGCUCACCACCCCCACCUACGGGGAAUACCUGACGGUGGCUACCGUCUUCCGUGGCCCCAUGUCCAUGAAGGAGGUGGACGAGCAGAUGUUGGCCAUCCAGAACAAGAACAGCAGUUACUUCGUGGAGUGGAUCCCCAACAACGUCAAGGUGGCGGUGUGUGACAUACCUCCUCGUGGCCUCAAGAUGGCUUCCACCUUCAUCGGCAACAGUACUGCCAUUCAGGAGCUCUUCAAAAGGAUCUCGGAGCAGUUCUCGGCCAUGUUCAGGAGGAAGGCCUUCCUCCACUGGUUCACAGGGGAAGGCAUGGAUGAGAUGGAAUUCACAGAAGCAGAGAGCAACAUGAACGAUCUGGUUUCGGAGUACCAGCAGUACCAAGAAGCGACAGCAAACGAUGGAGAGGAGGCGUUUGAAGAUGACGAAGAAGAGCUCAAUGAAUAA